AGUCUUUUACACCCUUCAAGCUCUCUUCCUUUCUCAAACCAACCUCCGAAUCAACCAUCAUCACAAACUUCACCAUGCGCGCUUUUAGCCCGCUCUCGCUAUUUAGCGUCGUAACCGCCGUGUUUACCUUGCUCCUGGUGCUUGCGCCAUCCCAGACGUCGGCCUCUCCCGUCACAUCGGUCAAGAGAGCCACGUCUUCAAACUAUUGGCUCGCAAACAUCAAACGUCAAGGAUCUGUGGCAUACGGCAGCGAUUCCUCGUACGCAGUCUACCGCAAUGUCAUGGACUACGGCGCCAAGGGUGAUGGCUCUACAGAUGAUACCGCCGCCAUCAACGCCGCAAUUGCUGCAGGCAGCAGGUGCGGCUGGGGCUGUGACAGCAGCACAGUCAAGCCGGCACUCGUCUACUUCCCUCCUGGUACCUACAUGGUAUCCCAACCCAUUGUCAUGUUGUACUACACUCAGCUCGUCGGAGACGCGCUCAACUUGCCUGUUCUGAAGGCCACUACUGGUUUCCAAGGCAUGGCCGUUCUUGACUCGGACCCCUACGACAGCAGUGGUGCCAACAUGUUCACCAACCAGAACAACUUCUUCCGUCAAGUCCGCAACUUCAAGAUUGAUCUGACUGGCAUGCCUCAGACAGCCGGUGCUGGUAUUCACUGGCAGGUCGCCCAAGCCACUUCUCUCCAGAACAUUGUCUUCAACAUGAUUCCUGGCUCUGCCUCCAAGCAAGUCGGUAUCUUCAUGGACAAUGGUUCCGGUGGUUUCAUGAGCGACUUGGUCUUCAACGGCGGUAACUACGGUGCUUUCUUGGGCAACCAGCAAUUCACCUCUCGUAACUGGACGUUCAACAACUGCAACACCGCCAUCUUCAUGAACUGGAACUGGGCCUGGACUUUGAAGUCUGUCUCGAUCAACAACUGCGGCGUCGGUCUCGACAUGUCCAACGGUGGAUCAACAAACAUCCUGAUUGGCUCCGUCAUUCUCAUGGACUCCAAGUUGACAAACACUCCCAUCGGUGUCAAGACUUCGUUCACCUCCAACAGCGCCCCUGCCACCGCAGGCACUCUCAUCAUCGACAAUGUUGACUUCUCAGGCUCGCCUAUCGCUGUCGCCUCGGCCGAUGGUAGCUCCAUUCUCGCAGGUGGCAAGGUUGUUACUUCUUGGGGUGAGGGCCGUCAAUACGCCGGUACCUCCGGCUCUCGUGUCCAAGGUCCUCUCGCAGCUACUUCCAAGCCUGCCGCCCUUCUCGAUGCUUCUGGCAAGUUCUUCGAGCGUUCCAAGCCUCAGUACGAGUCUCUGCCCGCCAGCUCCUUCAUCAGUGUCAAGUCCUUCGGUGCCAAGGGUGAUGGUGUCACCGAUGACACUGCUGCCAUCCAGAAGGCCAUGGCCGGUACAACUUCCAACCAGAUUCUGUACUUCGACCACGGUGCCUAUGUUGUCAGCAAGACUAUCAACGUCCCCAACAAGAUCAAGAUGACCGGUGAGAUCUGGCCCCUGAUCAUGGCAACUGGCAGCUUCUUUGCCGACCCUAGCAACCCCCAACCCGUCUUCGACAUUGGAAAGGCUGGUGAGGCCGGCGCUGUCGAGAUUACCGAUCUAAUGUUCGAGACUAAGGGCCCAGCCCCUGGUGCUAUCAUGCUCAAGUGGAACAUGGCUUCCGCCCAAGGUGCGUCAGGCAUCUGGGAUGCUCACGUACGUAUUGGCGGUAGUGCAGGCACUGGACUGCAGAGCGACAAGUGCUCCAAGAACCCCUCAUCGACCGCUGUCAACACCGCCUGCGAGGGUGCUUACAUGCUCUUCUGGGCUGGCACCAAGUCUGCCGGCGUCUACCUCGAGAACACUUGGUUCUGGGUCGCUGAUCACGAGCUUGAUCUUCCUGACCAUAACCAGAUCAAUAUCUACAAUGGUCGUGGUGUCUACAUCGAGUCUCAAGGUCCUGUCUGGCUUUACGGUACCUCAUCUGAGCACAAUGUGUUCUACAACUACGAAAUUCGCAACGCAAAGAACGUCUUCAUGGGCAUGAUCCAAUCUGAGACACCCUACUUCCAGUCGAACCCGAAGGCACCCGCUCCCUUCGUGCCCCAGCGUCCCUCAGACCCCACCUUCUCGAUCUGUUCUUCCCAGAACCCUUCAGCACCCUGCUACAAGUCAUGGGGUCUUCGUGUCAUUGACAGUACCAACGUCUUCAUCCACGGCCUCGGCCUCUACUCGUUCUUCGAGAACUACAGCCAAGACUGCGUCGCCACCAAUAACUGUCAACAGAAUAUGAUUGGUCUCCAGGGUAGUAACAACAACCUCAACAUGUAUGCCGUCACCACAAAGGCAUCUGUCAACAUGAUUACCCUGGACAAUGGUGUCGCCGCCGCUCUCGACGCAGACAACAGAAACGUGUUCGGUGCCACAGUCGCCUACUAUCGCAAGGGUGGCUCAUCAGCACGCGACUGUGACGACGAAGACGAGGAGGAUGACCAAUAAGCGGCUUCUCAACCCCAUGUCAAUUGUUCUUUCCACUUGCACAAACAACAACCACACCCACAUCUCAGGUAGAUGUGUGGCACGAUCUUCGAAAACCAUCCGGAAUGAUUUUUUACUAACGAAACAGCAUCUUGUCUUUUACACAACAACAAUACCCCCCCGCGGGCCUCGGAAAUGGAAAAGAGGUUCAGCCCCAGUUCUAUGGCGUUUUUUAAUCAUGGAGAGCAAACAACUGGCGCUCAUUUUUUUCCGAACAUCAGGGAAUUGAUGAUUGCAUCUUGGGAGGAGUUCUGUGAUUUUCUUCCAAUAACAGACCUUGAAGGUCGAAAUGCAUAAGUGGAGGAUAAAUGGCUUGCAUUGGACAGAACGAUAUGGGUCCAGGCGGAGGAAUGG
Aureobasidium pullulans EXF-150 is the source of this 2870-nucleotide messenger RNA. RefSeq names its product glucan 1,3-beta-glucosidase. The record is from RefSeq and is a predicted model, not a curated record. Bases 75 to 2477 code for a protein of 800 amino acids. Gene Ontology annotation, molecular function: polygalacturonase activity. The transcript has a single exon. NCBI's taxonomy places the organism in Eukaryota, Fungi, Ascomycota, Dothideomycetes, Dothideales, Saccotheciaceae.